Messenger RNA from Myotis myotis, 5486 nucleotides. RefSeq names its product calcium voltage-gated channel auxiliary subunit alpha2delta 2 (gene CACNA2D2). Lineage: Eukaryota; Metazoa; Chordata; Mammalia; Chiroptera; Vespertilionidae. Gene Ontology annotation, molecular function: voltage-gated calcium channel activity. The transcript is spliced from 38 exons. Bases 218 to 3664 code for a protein of 1148 amino acids. The record is from RefSeq and is a predicted model, not a curated record. Gene Ontology annotation, cellular component: voltage-gated calcium channel complex.
CGGCGGGUUGGCGGCCGCAGCUAUUUGAGCGCCGGUCCCGGGCGAGCGCUCAGAGCGCCGGGAGCCCGCGCGGCGGAGACAUCGCGGCGCAGCCGGCAGCCCGCAGAGGCGCCGCGGCCCGUGCAGCCCGAGGUCCCGCGCCAGGAGGCGGAGGAGAGGCCGAGAGCGCCCGCCGCCCGCGCCCCCCUCCCCGCGGCGCCGCGUCUUGAAUGGAAACAUGGCGGUGCCGGCUCGGACCUGCGGCGCCUCCCGGCCCGGCCCCGCGCGGACCGCGCUGUCCCGGCCCCGCCGCGGCCCCCAGCCCGGCCCCGGCGCCCCGCGCCCCGCGUCCGGGCCCCCGCGCCGGCUGCUGCGGCUCCUGCCGCCGCUGCUGCUGCUGCCGCUGCUCGCCGCCCCCGGCGCCUCUGCCUACAGCUUCCCGCAGCAGCACACGGUGCAGCACUGGGCGCGGCGCCUGGAGCAGGAGAUCGACGGCGUGAUGCGCAUCUUCGGGGGCGCCCAGCAGCUCCGGGAGAUCUACAGGGACAACCGGAAUCUGUUCGCGGUGCAGGAGAACGAGCCUCAGAAGCUGGUGGAGAAGGUGGCCGGCGACAUCGAGGGGCUGCUGGCCAGGAAGGUGCAGGCCCUGAAGAGAUUGGCCGAUGCCGCAGAGACCUUCCAGAAAGCCCACCGCUGGCAGGACAACAUCAAGGAGGAAGACAUCGUGUACUACGACGCCAAGGCUGACGCUGAGCUGGACGACCCUGAGAUUGAGGAUGUGGAAAGGGGGGCCAAGGUCAGCACCCUGAAGCUGGACUUCGUUGAGGACGCCAACUUCAAGAACAAGGUCAACUACUCGUACACAGCGGUGCAGAUCCCCACGGACAUCUACAAAGGCUCCACCGUCAUCCUCAACGAGCUCAACUGGACGGAGGCCCUGGAGACCGUGUUCACCGAGAACCGCCGGCGCGACCCCACGCUGCUGUGGCAGGCCUUCGGCAGCGCCACCGGGGUCACCCGCUACUACCCAGCCACUCCGUGGCGAGCCCCCAAGAAAAUCGACCUGUACGACGUCCGAAGGAGACCCUGGUACAUCCAGGGGGCCUCCUCCCCCAAGGACAUGGUCAUCAUCGUGGACGUGAGCGGCAGCGUCAGCGGCCUGACCCUGAAGCUCAUGAAGACGUCCGUGUGCGAGAUGCUGGACACGCUCUCGGACGACGACUACGUGAACGUGGCCUCGUUCAACGAGAAGGCGCAGCCCGUGUCCUGCUUCACGCACCUGGUGCAGGCCAACGUGCGCAACAAGAAGGUGUUCAAGGAGGCCGUGCAGGGCAUGGUGGCCAAGGGCACCACGGGCUACAAGGCCGGCUUCGAGUACGCCUUCGACCAGCUGCAGAACUCCAACAUCACCCGCGCCAACUGCAACAAGAUGAUCAUGAUGUUCACGGACGGGGGCGAGGACCGCGUGCAGGACGUCUUUGAGAAGUACAACUGGCCCAACCGCACGGUGCGCGUGUUCACCUUCUCCGUGGGGCAGCACAACUACGACGUCACGCCCCUGCAGUGGAUGGCCUGCGCCAACAAAGGUUACUAUUUUGAGAUCCCUUCCAUCGGAGCCAUCCGCAUCAACACACAGGAAUAUCUGGACGUACUGGGCAGGCCCAUGGUGCUGGCGGGCAAGGAGGCCAAGCAGGUGCAGUGGACCAACGUGUACGAGGACGCGCUGGGGCUGGGGCUGGUGGUGACAGGGACCCUCCCAGUGUUCAACCUGACGCAGGAUGGCCCUGGGGAGAAGAAGAACCAGCUGAUCCUGGGCGUGAUGGGUAUUGAUGUGGCGCUGAAUGACAUCAAGAGGCUGACUCCCAACUACACCCUUGGAGCCAACGGCUACGUGUUUGCCAUUGACUUGAACGGCUACGUGUUGCUGCACCCCAACCUCAAGCCCCAGACCACCAACUUCCGGGAGCCCGUGACUCUGGACUUCUUGGAUGCAGAGCUGGAAGAUGAGAAUAAGGAGGAGAUCCGUCGGAGCAUGAUCGACGGCAACAAGGGCCACAAGCAGAUCAGAACAUUGGUCAAGUCCCUGGACGAGCGGUACAUCGAUGAGGUGAUGCGGAACUACACCUGGGUGCCCAUAAGGAGCACCAACUACAGCCUAGGGCUCGUGCUCCCUCCCUACAGCACCUUCUACCUCCAAGCCAAUCUCAGCGACCAGAUCCUGCAGGUCAAGUAUUUUGAGUUCCUGCUCCCCAGCAGCUUUGAGUCUGAAGGACAUGUUUUCAUUGCUCCCAGAGAGUAUUGCAAGGACCUGAAUGCCUCAGACAACAACACCGAGUUCCUGAAAAACUUCAUCGAGCUCAUGGAGAAAGUGACUCCGGACUCCAAGCAGUGCAACAACUUCCUUCUGCACAACCUGAUCUUGGACACGGGCAUCACCCAGCAGCUGGUGGAGCGCGUGUGGCGGGACCAGGAUCUCAACACGUACAGCCUUCUGGCCGUGUUUGCUGCCACUGACGGCGGCAUCACCCGAGUGUUCCCCAACAAGGCAGCUGAAGACUGGACAGAGAACCCGGAGCCCUUCAAUGCCAGUUUCUACCGCCGCAGCCUGGAUAACCGCGGAUACGUCUUCAGGCCCCCACACCAGGAGGCCCUGCUCAGGCCUCUGGAGCUGGAGAAUGACACGGUGGGCAUCCUGGUCAGCACCGCUGUGGAGUUCAGUCUGGGCGGACGCACCCUGAGACCAGCAGUGGUGGGUGUUAAGCUGGAUCUAGAAGCCUGGGCUGAGAAGUUCAAGGUGCUAGCCAGCAACCGUACCCACCAGGACCAGCCUCAGAAGCAGUGCGGCCCCAGCACCCACUGUGAGAUGGACUGCGAGGUUAACAAUGAGGACCUGCUCUGUGUCCUCAUUGAUGAUGGGGGAUUCCUGGUGCUGUCGAACCAGAACCACCAGUGGGACCAGGUGGGCAGGUUCUUCAGUGAGGUGGAUGCCAACCUGAUGCUGGCCCUCUACAACAACUCCUUCUACACCCGCAAGGAGUCCUACGACUACCAGGCCGCCUGCGCCCCACAGCCCCCGGGCAACCUGGGUGCUGCUCCCCGGGGCGUCUUUGUGCCCACCAUCGCAGACUUCCUGAACCUGGCCUGGUGGACCUCGGCGGCGGCCUGGUCCUUGUUCCAGCAGCUUCUCUAUGGCCUCAUCUACCACAGCUGGUUCCAAGCAGAUCCCGCCGAGGCCGAGGGCAGCCCCGAGGCGCGCGAGAGCAGCUGCGUCAUGAAGCAGACGCAGUACUACUUCGGGCCGGUGAACGCCUCCUACAACGCCAUCAUCGACUGUGGCAACUGCUCCAGGCUGUUCCACGCGCAGAGACUGAUGAACACCAACCUGCUCUUCGUGGUGGCGGAGAAGCCGCUGUGCAGCCAGUGUGAGGCCGGCCGGCUGCUGCAGAAGGAGACGCACUCGGACGGCCCGGAGCAGUGCGAACUGGUGCAGAGACCGCGAUAUCGGAGAGGCCCGCACAUCUGCUUCGACUACAACGCGACAGAAGAUACCUCAGACUGCGGCCGCGGAGCCUCCUUCCCGCCGUCGCUGGGCGUCCUGGUCUCCCUGCAGCUGCUGCUCCUCCUGGGCCUGCCUCCCGGGCCGCAGGCUCAUCAAGUCCACGCCCACACCUCGCGCCGCCUCUGAGCAGCCCUCCUGGCUCCCCCCAGGCCUCCCGCAUUCCCCGCUCCCCCUUAGAUCCUCACCCCCUAUCUCACUGAAGGACUGAACGCACCAGGCCCCCAGAGGCUUAGCCUUGGAGGGGGUGCGGGGUGCCCACAGGAGGGCGCUGCAGGUCUUUGGCGCCCAGGCACAUCUGCUGCUGAACUGUCCGUGUCUCCAGACCCCCAUUUCCGCUGGACUUACCCACCCCUGGGACAGGGAAGCCACAGUACUGGUGCCAAACCAGGCCCCACUGCCCACCCUGCCCCACGGAACUGCUCCAACCUGGCCCUGCUGCCCCACUUGGGACCAAAUGUGGGUUCCCUGGGGACAGCGGAGCCCCGUGUGUCCCAGCUUCAGUCCUGGCAGGAGAGGUCCUGGGCCAGCACCCCUGGGUCCUGCUCCUCUCAGGCCUCCAUCCCCUUCCCCCUCCACCCAAGCCCGGCAGGUGUCAAGCAGUGACGUGAAACUGGCUCAGACACACCCACACACACCUGGAGCCUGAGGGCAGGAACUGAUUCGGAGCAGACACAUCCCGGAGGACACACACAGACACGCACAGGGGGGGGGGGGGGGGCCAUGAAGCCUUACAGAGGGGCAGGGCUGGCGGGAGGGCUGGCAUGCACACACUCCCGCUCCUGCUCACUGCCUGCCUCUAGCCUGACCUGCAGCCCAGCUGAUCCUCCAUCUAAAGCUGAAUGUCAAACAGUGCCAAAUGCUGGGGCAGGGGGCAAAGGCCCCUCUGUACCCCCCUAGCCGCCAGUGUCCCCUAAAUGCCCUCCCCCCCCCACCCCCCGCCAGGUGCUCAUUGUAACCAUUUAUCAGUAGUGUCAGGCCCCUGUGGGACCACAUACCACUGCCCGCACCCCCGGCAGAGGAACCCUCACCAGACAGCGCCCUUUGCCUUAGCAGGGUGACGUGAUUGCUCCUGGCUGGGCCACCCCACCCCACAACCUGGCCCUUACACACUCAGGCUUGUGCCCACCUCCUGUCUCCUUCCCAUUCACACACACUCCCUACCCCCAGGAGGCCAAACUGCUCCUCCCUGCUGAACACACACUUGCACACGCAUACACACAUAGACACACUCUGUGCACACAAAGAGGCUGAGCCUGGGCACACUUCUUCACACCAUUCAUUCUGGUCAUUUCCUCCAGAGGCAUCCCAGCCUGGGGGCUGGUGGGGGACUGAGGGCAGGGAUGUGGCCAUGGGGCUCAGAUGGACUGGGAGGAGGGGGGAGGGAUGCAUUAAUUAAUGGCUCCGUUAAUUAAUGUCAUGUUGCUUGUCGCUUUCUCGGUGUGUGUGUCUGGUCCAUGCCCGCUGCUGGUGCCAGGGUGGGUGUCCAUGCUGUACACCCAGCCUUGAUGCCAGCCGUGUCUCAUGAGGGCGUGUGUGUAACUGUAGUGUAGUCAGGUGCUCAAUGGGGAACAUAAAAAUAAAAAAGAAUCAAACAUAUACAGAAAAAUAAAUAUAUUUUAAGUUUAAAAAACGGAAAAACAGACAAAACAAUUCCCAUCAGGUAGUUGUCCAACCCCCAGCUGGGUCUGACCCUUCUCAUUGCCCACCUGACCUGGCUGCCCCCUCACCUCGGGCUCGGGGGAUCUGGGGGGGACUUGGGGGCCAUUUCCUCUUCUCUGCCCUUUUUUUUUGGUUGUUCUAUUUUGUACAGACAAGUCAGAAAAACAACAGCGACAAAAAAGUCAAGAAACUUUGUAAAAUAUUGUGUGUGUGAUUCCUUGUAAAAUAUUUUCAAAUGGUUUAUUACAGAAGAUCAGUUAUUAAAUAAUGUUCAUAUUUUCACUUCAAA